AUGCCACCGGCCACCCGCUAUCAAUGGCUUCCCGGUCCAGUAGGAGAUAUGCUCCGCCCAGCCAUGGCCACCACCGCCACCGUACCGCUCAGUGGAUACCUCAUCAUAACCACUGGUCACGUUGGCGUGGACCUGAAGACUGGCCAGUUGGUGACGAGUUCCGUCGAAGCCGAGUUCAACGCCGUCUUCGACUGUCUCGACGCUGCCCUCUGCAAUGCUGGCGCACCGCGGGGCUUACAAGAUGCCCACAAACUCGUCGCCUACUACAUUAGGGCCGAGGACGAAAAGACGCUGGUUGAUAUCUUCAAGAAGAGGUACCCCGGCCACUCUCCAACGUGGACUUCGGUGGUUGUUAAGGCCCUGGCCAACGAAGGUGUCCAUGUAGAAGUACAGGCAGAGGCAGCAAUUUAUACCUGA
Molecule: messenger RNA, 417 nt
Organism: Pestalotiopsis fici W106-1
Lineage: Eukaryota; Fungi; Ascomycota; Sordariomycetes; Amphisphaeriales; Sporocadaceae
Exons: 1
Coding region: 1-417 (138 amino acids)
Source: RefSeq, a predicted model, not a curated record